Messenger RNA from Hydra vulgaris (swiftwater hydra), 441 nucleotides. The record is from RefSeq and is a predicted model, not a curated record. NCBI's taxonomy places the organism in Eukaryota, Metazoa, Cnidaria, Hydrozoa, Anthoathecata, Hydridae.
GUGGUUAUCUCAAUUUGCCAAACAGUAUACAACUUAUAUCAAGAAAAGAUUGCAAACGAAAACUACAGUUGUCCUGAUAAUGUUCUGCUUUUAACAUGGGUACCGCAGUUGGAAGUUCUUCAACGUGCUUCUCUAUUUAUAUCACAUUGUGGUAUGAACAGUGUUAAUGAAUCUAUUCAUUAUGGUGUGCCUUUAAUUUGCAUCCCACAAGGUGGUGAUCAACCAAUGGUGGCUCAUAGAAUAGCAGAUGAAUUGUAUUUGGGAAUUAAAUUGGAUACUCCAACUCUAACUUCUGAAAAAGUUAGAAAAUCAAUACAUCAGGUUUUAAAUGAUGAGACUUAUCGCAAGAAUAUGAUUGAAAUCUCCAAAGUAUCCAGGAAAUACACAGGAAUUAAGACUGCAGUGGAGGAAAUAUCUAAAUACAUUACUGAAAAUAAUUAA